GUUAGAAAAUCAGAGAAAGCGAAAGAUUGUAAAACUAUUAAGAAACUUAAAUUGAAAUUAGAAAAGAAACAAAAGGGUGAGAAAGCAACUAAAUUGCUUAUAGUUCAAUGUAAGAGUAUCAUGCUGGUGAAAAGAGUAAUAACUACAAUCUUUAAAGAUGGUAUAGUAAUGAAAGUCAAUCAAAGAAAUACAGUACCUGACGUGAAUAGUAUCAUGAGUAACAUGAGUAACUCUUCUAAUAAUAAAGGAUUUGUCAAUGAUAUUCCAUCUCAUGAUAAAUAUACUAGGAUUCUAAGAUUAGAGAAUGGUUCAUAUUUUAUAAUCAUAAUAACAGUUAUAUUUGAAAAAGAUAAGAGGUAA
Messenger RNA from Funneliformis caledonium, 360 nucleotides. The record is from the annotation of a GenBank genome assembly. NCBI's taxonomy places the organism in Eukaryota, Fungi, Glomeromycota, Glomeromycetes, Glomerales, Glomeraceae.